AUGGAACCCUCAUUUGAACCAUCGACGAUACAUUGUUACCCCAAAUUAGGUCAGUGCCUCCCUCUUGAUACUUUGCAUUCAAUCGAUAUAACCAGAUCAAUAUUUGUCUCCUCUGGUCGAUCAAUCAACUUCCUGCAUAUCAGAAACCUUCUUGAUGAUGAACCUUGUCCCCCUUGUGAUUGUAAAGAUGCAUUUAGCAUGAAAAGGACUUCAGCUGAAGUUCCAAAAUGCAAGUUUUUUAUGUGGAAAGAAAAAGAAAUGGAAGAGGGUUACUACAAAGACCAGCUUCACAAGAUGAGGUUUGAGCUGAAAAGGAAAAAAGACUUUAGUGAUGUUUUGAAGAUUCAAAAGAAGUUGGUUAAGCUGCAGCAAGCUAUUGAAGCAGAUAAGCAAGUGUUUAAGACACAGUUUAUAGAGUUGAUGAAGCAAUACAGUCUGCUGAAGUGUGGGAUAUUUGUUAUGGUUAUUGUAGUCAUUGACAUGUGGUUGAAGUGCCCUUGA
Molecule: messenger RNA, 501 nt
Organism: Lactuca saligna
Lineage: Eukaryota; Viridiplantae; Streptophyta; Magnoliopsida; Asterales; Asteraceae
Source: the annotation of a GenBank genome assembly